Schistosoma turkestanicum is the source of this 357-nucleotide messenger RNA. Lineage: Eukaryota; Metazoa; Platyhelminthes; Trematoda; Strigeidida; Schistosomatidae. The record is from the annotation of a GenBank genome assembly.
UGUUAAAGAUCCUAACCUUACACGAUUAGAAAGGAAGCGACAAGCUGAAGAACAACUUGUAGAAAUGGAAAAUGAAAUGCGCCUAGCUGAAGAACAACUAUCUCGUCGACGUGAAGAACUUUCAGCAUCUAUUGGUUCAAGUCGUUUGCGACCAAUAAUUACACCUGGUAUGCGAACACCUGGUACUCCUUUGGUAUCUAAACGUCCUGGCAGUAGACUUGGCUUAUAGUAGUCCUCCUUUGUAUUGUACAUUUAUUAUUAUUGAAUGUAUAUAUAUGUCUAUAUAUUAUUUUUAUAAAAUAUUUUAGAUGUAAAUGAAAAACUUAUUUCUCAAAUAAAUUGAUUUUUCUUCGCACA